Salvia miltiorrhiza (redroot sage) is the source of this 777-nucleotide messenger RNA. RefSeq names its product protein METHYLENE BLUE SENSITIVITY 1-like. Lineage: Eukaryota; Viridiplantae; Streptophyta; Magnoliopsida; Lamiales; Lamiaceae. The record is from RefSeq and is a predicted model, not a curated record. The transcript has a single exon. The coding region runs from base 281 to 595 and encodes 104 amino acids.
AAAUUGUCUCAUAAUUUUGCGAAACACAAUAAAUCGAUCGAAAUCGCAAUUCGCAAAAGGGGGGAGAGAAUCUUUAUCAUGUAUAUCACUCUGCAAAUCCCUUAAAAAAAAAAAAAAAAAUCUACGAGCACGCAUAUAUAUAUAUAUAUAUGCAUACAUAUACACAUAACUGCGGUAUAUUGUGUGUGAUCGGCGUCGUCGCAAUUCGUAUUCAGCGUAAAGUAAACCCCCGCGGCGCCAAAAUCCGCCUCCCCGAUUUUGGUCGAUUUCAACCUUCGCCAUGACCGGAAAGGCGAAACCGAAGAAGCACACAGCCAAGGAGAUUGCCGCGAAAGUCGACGCCGCCACCACCAACCGCGGCGGAGGCAAGGCCGGCCUCGCCGAUCGCUGCGGGAAGGAGAAGGGCGGCCACGCCAAGCUGGAGUGCCCCCUCUGCAAGGUCACCGCCCCCGACGUGAAAUCGAUGCAGAUCCACCACGACGCCCGCCAUCCCAAGGUCCCUUUCGACGAAACAAAGCUCAAUAACCUUCACGGCACCAACGAAGCUGAGCCCUCCAAGGCCAGGCCCGGCGUCCGCGGCAGCUUGAAGAAGUGAUUUCCUCUUCUUUUUUUCUUUUUUUCUUUAACCCAAAAUUAUACAUAAAUAUAGUUCAGCUAGGGCGAGUGCUUAUCCUGAUUACUAUAGCAGAUUAUAUGCGCUUUUUAUGCUGUAAUUUGUGGGUGUUAUUAUGGAUAUGGAGGUAUAAUAUUACUUGCUGAUCGUAAAGUUACGCCUUA